Molecule: messenger RNA, 5376 nt
Organism: Silurus meridionalis
Lineage: Eukaryota; Metazoa; Chordata; Actinopteri; Siluriformes; Siluridae
Gene: eif2ak3
Product: eukaryotic translation initiation factor 2-alpha kinase 3
Exons: 17
Coding region: 228-3479 (1083 amino acids)
Biological process (GO): protein phosphorylation
Molecular function (GO): protein binding; protein kinase activity; ATP binding
Source: RefSeq, a predicted model, not a curated record
CACCGCCGACUGCAGGGAGAACGCCAAUAACAUGGUGCCUCGGCGACUCGUCUGUUUACGCCAAGAGAAGGGAACGGAGAGUUGCGGGAAAAACAUUUACAUGCGUUCGCUCGGUUUUAUAAUCCGCCCUGACCUCUUUUAGAGUGUUUUAUUUUAUUAUUUUUUUUCUUUUGAUUUCACAUUUUCGGUUAUGGGAUCGCUUGUGUACUGAUGUGUCACUUGUCCCAAUGGAAAGGGGGCUUCGCUUUGGCAACGUGGGCAUCUCCCUUGUGCUGCUGCUGCUGCUGCUGUUGAUGCUGAGAGCUGUGAGUGUGAGGACAGUGCAGUACAACUCUCUGUCCCGGACGGAGCCUGAGACAUCGGACACCGUGAUGGAGCGCGGGCUGGAGAGCAGCAUCGGGGACGCCACGGUAGAGGACGAUGAGAACAGCUCGCCCGGGGACACAGAGGAACCGAGCGGCGACAACGACACAAACUUCCAGCAACACGGAAGAAGCUUGGUGAUCAUCAGCACACUGGACGGACAGAUUGCGGCUCUGGAUCCUCUGAACCACGGGCGCAAGCAGUGGGACUUGGACGUUGGAUCCGGCUGCCUGCUGUCAUCCAGCCUCAGCAAGCCGGAGGUUUUUGGCAAUAAGAUGUUUAUCCCGUCUUUGGAUGGAGCUUUGUUUCAGUGGAACAGGGACAGGGAGAGCAUGGAGGCUGUACCUUUUAGUGUGGAGUCCCUGCUCGACUCGUCUUACCGCGUUGGAGAGGACACCGUGCUGGUUGGAGGAAAAUCGCUUACCACCUACGGCCUCGGAGUCUACAGUGGCAAGCUGAAGUAUAUCUGUUCGGCCGUGGGCUGCAGCCAUUGGGGAGAGGAGGAAGCCGAGCCAGAGGACAUGCUGUUACUGCAGAGAACACAGAAAACCGUCAGAGCUGUGACCCCUCGCAGCGGUUUUGAGAAGUGGAACUUCAGUGUGGGAAACUUCCAGCUGAAGUUUGUUCCGGAGACCGACACACAGCUCGGCUUUUUGGAAGGAGAAACGUCCAAUAAGGAGGCGUGGCACGAACUGCAACGUGACGGGCCACGUGUGAUCCUAGAAGAUGCAGAAGCACACAAUCAAAACCACGCUAAUGCACACAUACAGUCAGAAGGCCUUGACCUGGUAAUCAAAGUGUCUAUUCCAGACUGGAAGGUUAUGGCAUUUAACAGUGGACCAGGAGGACAGCUCAUCUGGGAGCAUCAGUUCUGCACGCCUAUCGCCUCGGCCUGGUUGGUCGGCGGGGGAAAGGUGACCCCUAUCAGCCUGUUUGAUGACACCUCUUACACCGUCCAGCCUGAGAGUGAAAUCCAGGAGGAGGACGAUGACAUCAUGGAGGAGGCACGUGGGGCUAUGGAGUCCAGCAUUUAUCUAGGAAUGUUUCAAGGUCAGCUGUAUUUACAGUCAUCGGUUCGAAUGACCGAGAAGUUUCCAUCGAAGCCCAAUGCUCUGUAUAACCAGCACUCGGGAAAUAACAUCAUUCCUCCUCCCACUGUCAAAUGGAAGCCUCUUAUCCACUCUCCUUCCCGCACUCCAGCACUCGUAGGACCUGAGGAGUUUGACAAGUGUUUGAAGAACGACAAGUUUUCUUAUGAGGAGUACAGCAAUGGUGCUUUGUCUAUACUGCAAUAUCCUCAUGAUAACGGGUACUAUUUCCCAUACGGUACGCGGAACCGCGGUCGGCGAGAGGUGACCGCAGUGAGCAUACUGCACAAGGGCGAGGCUGGAGGGAUAAGGAGGAAGGACCCCGUGCUCCUUCUGCCAUGGUGGAAAGAGAUCUUGGGCACCAUCAUCUUUUGCAUUGCCACUACUACGUACAUCGUUCGCAAGUUCUUCCACCCGCACACAGCGUACAUACGGCAGCGGAAGGAGUCUGAGACACAGUGUCAGACAGACACCAAGUUCGAACUGGACACGAGCGAACCCAGGGAAACUGCCACAGACACCCGGCCCAGUGAAUAUGUCUCCAGGUACCUGACAGACUUUGAACCAGUGCAGUGUUUAGGGCGAGGUGGCUUUGGAGUUGUGUUUGAGGCACGCAACCAAGUAGACGACUGUAAUUAUGCCAUUAAGAGGAUCCGCCUACCCAACAGGGAAGUGGCUCGGGAGAAGGUGAUGCGUGAGGUAAAGGCUCUAGCUAAAUUGGAGCACCCAGGUAUCAUCCGUUACUUCAACGCCUGGCAGGAGAGUCCACCUCAGGGCUGGCAGGAAGAAAUGGAUCGACGCUGGCUUAACGAUGCCAGUGUUACUGAUUGGCUGCUCAGCUCUCCUGACCACAUGGAGGCGUUCUCCGUGAAGGUGCCCGUCUCCACGCCGUCUCCUCUGGAUUUGCGGUGCGAGUGUGAGACUAAUGGGAGCGUCGUUGCGCCCGGUCAGGAUCACGUAUGCGUAGAUGGUUUGGGUCUGGACAGCAUGAUGUCGGAUCAGGACAGCCACGCCGAAGCUGAGCCCGAUCUGGAACUCUCCGGAUCGCCACAUUCUUUCGAGCUCUGUCCUCCUCGCACAGUGGCCCAUAACGACUGCACCUCUUCUUCCUUUGACAUUGUGUUUGAAGACUCUGGGUGUGAUCAGCACGACAAUGAUGCAGAGCUCAGCCACUCAACACCGGUUCAGACGCAAUGCCCCUCUCAGUCGGGUUCCAGAUCUCAACUGAAAAUUUGCUCAGGCCCAUUGUCUUGCUCUCCUCCUCGCCCGACGUCUCUGAAACUGCCACCACAAACUCCCAAUCCUGCUCCACGGCUCGCCCUGACCCCCAAAGUCUACCUGUACAUCCAGAUGCAGCUGUGCAGGAAGGAGAACCUGAAGGACUGGAUGGCACAGCGCUCUCAGCCCAAUCUCCGAGAGCAUUCGCAGUGCCUCGCCAUCUUUUUGCAGAUCGCUGAAGCUGUCGACUUCAUCCACAGCAAAGGAUUAAUGCACCGAGACCUGAAGCCCUCUAAUAUUUUCUUCACGCUGGAUGAUGUAGUGAAAGUGGGGGACUUUGGGCUGGUGACAGCUAUGGACCAGGAGGAAGAUGACGAUGAGGAAAUGAACACCCUCACUCCAAUGCCAACUUACGCCCGUCACACCGGCCAAGUUGGCACGAAACUGUACAUGAGCCCAGAACAGUUGUCAGGAAACUUGUACUCUCACAAGGUGGAUAUUUACUCUCUGGGUUUGAUCCUGUUUGAACUUCUCUGCCCGUUCCGCACACAAAUGGAAAGAGUCCAAACUCUCAUUGAGGUCCGGGCGCUGCAGUUUCCAAUGUCCUUCUGCAAAAACAAUGUUCUGGAGGCUCAGAUGGUGCGCUCUAUGCUCUCGCUUGUUCCUGCAGAACGGCCCGAAGCAUCCGAGAUCACAGAGACGCCUCUGUUUCAGGAGCUUGAGGUGCCGUGCAGAAUCAGGCAGCGCACUCGAACAUACAGCUCCUCAUCCACGGGACGACCGUCACGACAGAUAUCCAGCUCUUCUUAAAACACACACACACACACACACACACACACACACACACACACACGCACACACAGGUCCACCCACUGAGUUCUCUCUGGCCCUCCAUCAGAACCUCGGUUGAACACGAGCAGAUUUUUCUAAGAAGCGUCCUCACAAUUGAAGCACACACACUGUAAUCUCAGUCUCCAUCAACAGAUCAAACGGGAGGCACUUUAGCAUCUCGGUCAUUACAUCUCGAGCACAAACCUUUGCGCAGACGCCUGCUUACAAUGUCUCUGCCUCUCGCCUGCCCUCUUACACGUUCAUGAUGUUAAGGAAAAGUUAAAGAUAUUCACUCAGGAGAGAAGAUGCUAACUAAAUGGCUUGACUCCUUGCAGAUCAGCUCAGAUUCUGAAGCGCUAUGAUCAUCAUUUUUACCUCAGUUGCUCUUCCAUAUCGUGUGCACACCCUCACAGAUUUGUGGAAAUUGAAGGAUUUGCAGUGCUGAAUGAAGAGAAGCUGAUUAUUGAGCUGCUUUGGAAUGCUCAUCCAUUUUUGUUCUUUUUUUAAUAGGAAGGUGCACAGGACUGGCUUCCUAUGAACUAAAGCUACAUUAUUUGUAAGGCUUUAUUGCUAUUCUCAUUUCUAUUGUAAAUAGACCUAAACUCCAAAAAGAGUGAGAAUCUUGUUAACGGUGCAUGAUGAAAACCGAAGACGUUGUUUUGUCGGACACAGUAGCCUUCCACUGGCACUUGGGGACUGUGUAUUUUGCCUUAGCAACAAAAUAGUAGACAAAUUGCGCCAUCUUCUUAAUUGUGCUGAAGGCUUCUGCGAAUGCUGUAUGAUUGGUUGAUCGCUGACCCGUUGAAUGAUUGAGUAGAAUCAAAGAGAGGUUUUUAAAACUGUACGUGUUAUAAGAUAAUGUAUAAUACUUUUUCAUUAAUACCAAAACGGGUUAUGGACUUCCUUAAAAAUCCCUUAAGGACAGCCGAAUGGCCGUGACCAACAGGAAACUUCCUCCAUUAAAAAUCACUGUUUAUUAGACUUAUUUCCAUAAACUUUUCAAAAGGUUGGAAAUGAUCUUUUUUGGCACAUGGUGCCAUUUUCUCCGACUGUUCCUACAUACGUUAUCCCCUUACGUUUUUUCAUUGUGAUGGAAUCUCGAGAAAUAAGCUUAGAGUUUGAGAGCAUGGAGGUAGAAUGGCAAGUAGUCUCAUUUUGUUUGCUGACUGGAAAAGACACGAGAGAGAGAGAGAGAGAGAGAGAGAGAGUUUGGAGUGUGCCCAGCUCUGUAAAAGAUUAGACUAGAGCAGAAUGGAUAACGGUUAAUGACGUGUCAUUGUUAAUCACACUGGUACAGAACUUCAGGACAUGGCUCACCUUUCACCCUUGUUAUACAGCUUUUCAUUUUUCUUAUGAGCUCACCUACAGUGUUUAUUAUAUUCGGUUCCUUUUGUCAUCUGAAUCCUUUUUUUUUUUUGUUUUUUUGUAUGUCACCAUCCAACAAGGUUUUAUAUCGAUUAGGCUGUUCCCCAGUCUUGUGACUAGCUCAUGCUAAUAAUUGCAUUGACAAAGUUCAGACUUGAUUUUCUUUUUUUUCCCUCACUGUAAUUCGGUCGUUUUGGUACAUGUUCGGUUUCAGAUGCCGUUGCCUUUACCACCUUUUUUUUUUUCCCCCUGUAACCUUUCCUGUUCUGAUUCAAUGCUCCUGUCAGUUUUACUGACCGUCCUCUGUAACCUGUAAUCUUCGGGCACAAUCCUUUCUGUUUUUGUCUUUGUAAAUAUGUUCUUGUUUUUAUUUAUGUUCUUUGCAGAAUCAAUCCUUUUGGGUUGGUUAUGAUGUAUAAAUGCACUUCAUGCAGUGGAGUGUGUUGAAAUAUUGUGACUUCUUACAAGUCAAAAGAAUUGAAUAAAUAUUCUAUGAACUUUGGUACAAAAA